CCAUCAUUCCUUAAAUUAUCUGACUAUUGAAUCAUUCAUCAUUACAGUUAUUGCAAGUAUAUAUGCAUCUCCUUACCAAUGAGUACCCGAGUAACUUCAACACCUUCGAUACUGAUGCCUCAUGUCUCUAUCAUGACGAAGAUGAUGCGCAAGUUAAACGGCCAAGGGACCCGCACCCAUCUCCCACCAUUCCCAAUCAGGCUACCCAUGUCUCGCGCACUGAUCAUCAGGAACACACAGUGCCCCCCAAGAUCAGCCUAGUCGCUUCUUGGCCGCCAACACCGUUUCCCGCCCGGCCAAUCAGAUACCCGCGCUGGACACGCGCGCCCCAAAUCUCACCAAAGUGUCUUACGCUCGUCUUACUCUGCUCUGCUUCUAUCUAUUGCAAUAAUUGUAUGAAGGCAUCUCCAACAUGUAGAAAAUAGAUAGAUAGAGAGAGCGAGAGAUAAAUGUAAUCUCACACACCUGCGCCACGAAGUCUGCAUCUGGUUAUUUUAUAUUUACACACAUGUCUCUCCUUCGUUGUUGCCUAAGACAAGACCUGUCGCCAUCCUCACUAAAAUAACCCAACUCUAUCAAUCUCGUAGUUACACACAUAUAUCAUGACUUCGACUAUUAUCAACACGCACAUGUCAGCCAGCCCGCAAAGGCAGCCCAGACCGCGGCCAGUCCAGUCCAGUCGGGUCCUCCUUAGC
Aaosphaeria arxii CBS 175.79 is the source of this 695-nucleotide messenger RNA. RefSeq lists its product as uncharacterized. The transcript has 3 exons. Bases 63 to 425 code for a protein of 120 amino acids. Lineage: Eukaryota; Fungi; Ascomycota; Dothideomycetes; Pleosporales. The record is from RefSeq and is a predicted model, not a curated record.